Messenger RNA from Lachancea mirantina, 1641 nucleotides. The record is from the annotation of a GenBank genome assembly. NCBI's taxonomy places the organism in Eukaryota, Fungi, Ascomycota, Saccharomycetes, Saccharomycetales, Saccharomycetaceae.
AUGUCAACUACUAAAAGAGCGCUGGAUACGCCUCUGGCCGACCCGGAACUCGCCAAGCGCAAGGGCAUCAAGCCCGGACGCAAGCCGCUCGACACAGAAGCGAAAAACAAGCGUACGGCGCAGAACCGCGCCGCACAGCGUGCUUUUCGCGAGCGUAAAGAACGCAAGAUGAAAGAACUGGAAGACAAAGUCGAAGAGCUGGAGCGCGUACGAAAGGACAACGAGUCCGAGUCUGAUUUCUUGCGCUCGCAGCUCAUCACCCUCAUCGAAGAGCUCAAAAAGUACCGUCCGCAGCAGCAAGCGGAGUCGCAGGUGCUCACGUAUCUGGCGCAGCGCGAGGAAGAGCGUCGCAGAACUCACAAAGACAGUCGGGGUGGCGCCGGUGGCAGCGCCACUUCGGACUCGCGGUCGGCGUCAGAAUCGACCGCUUCUUCGGGUGACAUGUCACGUGGGCCCGAGUCGAGCUCGUCCAACUCCCCCUCCGACAAUGGGAACGACUCCAAGGUCAUGCGCAAUGUCGAGCGCAAGUCCAACUUCACCUUCGAAUUCCCAUGGCGCGGCCCCCGCGGCGGUGUGUCGCCGCUGGACGGCGGCCAAGCUUCUUUUCCUUCUCCAAGUGCCAGUUCGGCCACGUCGAGCACGUGGCGUUCCCACAAGCCCUCGGGUUUGGACAACACCCCCAGCAGCUCCUCGGGUUCGCUCGAUAUGUUCAACGCCGCGGAUUCCCGAAUGCUUCCGAAGUUUGCGCCCGAAAAUCUGAACAACGAUUUCGAUUUCAGUGCGCAUUUCGACGAGCAAGUCUCCGAAUUUUGCUCCAAGAUGAACGAGGUCUGUGGCACGCGAGAUCGUCCCAUUCCUGCGUCUUACGCAGGCUUUUCCAAAGAAAGUGCACAGAAGGACGACGACGAUCAGCAACAAAUACGGGAUCUGACACAGCCGUCGGCUUUAACGAAUACCUGGGACUCCCCGCAAUUUGGGCAAAUCAACUUCAAUCCUGACGUUGACGAUGCCAACAAAUGGAUAUUUGGAGACGCGUCCGCAAGCGGGGUGCCAACGGCGGUACCCUCUGCCAACGUGGAUGAAAUCCCCUUUAUCGACCCAACUAUUGCGUUCCCCUCAGACUACGAGAGUAACACCUUUUUCAGGCAGCAAAACCUGGACAACAUCAGUCACUUUUUCGACGACGAUCCGGUGAUAUCCCAGCUCACUACCGAAGACAGCAACUACGACCAGUUCAAGCCUUCCUUGUCUGGGGUGGCCAACAACACCGACUCCUCGAUCUCCAUCGAUUCGACAGCGUCGAUGGCGUCGCUAAAGUCACAGAAACUCAUGCAGUCCACGCAAUCAUCGGCAGAGACGCUUCAAACAGAACGCAACUACACCAUCAACAAAGGUGGCGACGUUCCUUCAGGUGCCGGCAUGUCAUUGAAGGCCACCUACGACGCCGUCGUACCACUUCGCGAUGGCAAUCUGCUGAAGUGUUCUGAGGUUUGGGAUAGGAUCACUGCACAUCCCAAGUAUUCCGAUUUGGAUAUUGACGGGUUGUGUUCAGAGCUGCGGACCAAAGCCAAAUGUUCCGAAAAGGGAGUGGUUGUUAACGCGGACGAUGUUCAGAAGGCCUUAUCCAAACACAUGGCAUGA